Monodelphis domestica (gray short-tailed opossum) is the source of this 1256-nucleotide messenger RNA. NCBI's taxonomy places the organism in Eukaryota, Metazoa, Chordata, Mammalia, Didelphimorphia, Didelphidae. The record is from RefSeq and is a predicted model, not a curated record.
ACCCGGGCGGCAGGCGCGGGCUGCAGUGCUCCAGGCGGCCGGCAGUGGGCAGCGGGGAGCGCGGGCUGGGAGCGGCGGCGGGGGCAGCGGGGCCAGUGGUAGCGGUGGUGGCCGUGGUGGUGGGACCGAGGCGCGCGCGCGCGCACUGCCAGCUCCCCCUCCCUGCCAGCUUGCCGUCCGCACCCCCCGCGAGCGCGCGCACACACAUACACAUACACACACAUAUACACACACACAUACACACGCCCGCGCGCUCACUCCCCCAGCCCCACGCACGCACCGGCCCUGGGAGGCAGCGGCGGCGGCGGCGGCGGCGGCAGCGUGCUCCGCGCUCGCUCGGCGCUCGCUCAGCGCUCAGCUCCUGGGGCCCCCGCCCACGGCCGGUCCCGCCCGCUCCGUGGUCAGCCCAGUGCUCAGCACUCAGCGGGCGGCCCCCGCCCCGCCGGGCCCGGGCUCGCCCCCAGCCCAUGCCCCGCAGCAGCAGCAGCGGCGGCGGCGGCGGGGACAGCGGGCACAGCAGAAGCAGCAGCGGGCACAGUGAGGACAGAGGCAGCGGCGGCGGCGGCGCCCCAUGAGCCGGCAGGGCUUGGCGGGCGAGGCAGCGAGCCCGGGCCGGGGGUGGUACUGAGCCCCGGGGCGGAGAGGCGACAGCGCCCACGGUCGGACCAUGUACCGGGACCCGGACACAGCCGGCGGCGGCGGCGGCCCAGGGGGACCCUCCCGGGACGUCCUGCUCGUGUCCGCCAUCAUCACCAUCAGCCUUAGCGUCACCAUCGUCCUGUGUGGCAUCUGCCAAUGGUGUCAGCGAAAACUGGUAAGUCCUCGGGGCACUGAGAGGGGUGGGCUUGGGCUGCCGUCUUUCGGGCCCCUGACCGGGAGCCCCCCCAGAGCUGGGCCUCCCUCCACGCCCCGACUCAUUCCCGUCCAGACAUGCUCCCGGGUGUGCUCCUCACUCAUGCCAGGAGUCACAGCAGUGACGGGCGUUUCUCCAACAUGGGCUGCACUUAUUAAGCGCCGACUGCAUACGAUGCUCUGUUCUAGGACACACGGGCAGAUGACAGACCGCCCUUCCGCUCGGGACGACACGCAGACAGCCGUGUCUAGCCCGGCCGUGGACGGGAUGAGCAGAGGGGCUGGGAAGGAGCAGCUGUAGAGCCUGAAUCCUUGGAGAGGCCCCGGGAGGUUGGGGGGGGGGGCAUUUCACAGAUGAGGGAAUAGAGAGGCAGAAAUAAAAUGACCCGAAUGUAGUCAUCCCU